Rhinopithecus roxellana (golden snub-nosed monkey) is the source of this 1963-nucleotide messenger RNA. It is a transcript of the gene RBM11, whose product is annotated as RNA binding motif protein 11. The transcript has 5 exons. The record is from RefSeq and is a predicted model, not a curated record. The coding region runs from base 31 to 876 and encodes 281 amino acids. Gene Ontology annotation, molecular function: single-stranded RNA binding. Gene Ontology annotation, biological process: regulation of alternative mRNA splicing, via spliceosome. Gene Ontology annotation, cellular component: nucleus. NCBI's taxonomy places the organism in Eukaryota, Metazoa, Chordata, Mammalia, Primates, Cercopithecidae.
CCUACUUCAUUCUAGGGCCGAGACCGGAGGAUGUUCCCUGCUCAGGAGGAGGCCGACAGGACCGUGUUUGUGGGGAAUUUAGAGGCCCGAGUUCGGGAAGAGAUUCUGUACGAGCUGUUCCUUCAGGCGGGGCCACUAACUAAAGUGACUAUAUGCAAAGACAGAGAAGGAAAGCCGAAGUCUUUUGGAUUUGUCUGCUUUAAACACCCAGAAUCGGUGUCUUAUGCCAUAGCUUUGCUGAAUGGAAUUCGUUUAUAUGGAAGACCAAUUAACGUGCAGUAUCGAUUUGGGAGUUCUCACUCUUCUGAACCAACUAACCAAAAUUUUGAGAGCUGUGUUAAGAUAAAUUCAUACAGCUACAGGAAUGAAGAAAUGGUGGUGGGCAGAUCUUCCUUUCCCAUGCAGUGUUUACCAAUUCAUAAUACUUCUUUACCUCAAGAAUAUUUUCCCUUUCAGAAGAUGCAGUGGCAUGCAUAUAAUCCAGUGCUGCAGCUUCCUUACUAUGAGAUGACAGCUCCACUUCCUAAUAGUGCAUCCGUGUCUUCCUCACUGAAUCAUGUUCCAGAUCUUGAGGCUGGACCCGGCUCAUAUAAAUGGACUCACCAACAACCAAGUGACUCUGACCUUUAUCAGAUGACAGCUCCACUUCCUGGUAGUGCAUCCGUGUCUUCCUCACUGAAUCACGUUCCAGAUCUUGAGGCUGGACCCACCUCAUAUAAAUGGACGCACCAACAACCAAGUGAUUCUGACUUCUAUCAGAUGAAUAAACGAAAGAGGCAAAAGCAAACAAGCGAUAGUGAUAGUAGCACAGACAACAACAGAGGCAACGAAUGUAGCCAAAAGUUCCGAAAGUCUAAGAAGAAGAAAAGAUACUAGUAUUACCUACAAAUGAAACUUACCUAUACUGAUCUUAGUUCUCUUAUGAAAAAAAUAAGAUGUUAUUCCAUCAAAUAACCAAUGUCAUGGCUAUCUUGUCUUUUGAAAUAUAUAGUAAUAAGACUUAUCUCUGGUUGCUGUUCAAUUUUUGCCUUGAAUGACAAAAGCUUUCUAAAAAUAAUAUAAUGUACCACUUUUUGUAUUUGUCAUUAUAUUUUUGACCCAUUGGUAAUAAAUAGACUAUUGUCAUUUUAUUAGUACCAAUGAUGACAUUUCACCAAACUAUUAAUCAAAAGUCACUUAUUGAACACAUUGAUAAAGCACCAUGCUCCCUUUGAUUAUCCCCUGUAACCAACACUCAACUACAAAUAGGCUGGGAUUCAAUGUGGAGUGGUGGAUUUCCUGAAAGAAAGUCAUGCAUAUAUUUAAGGAUUGCAUAUUGUUUCUAAUGAGGAUGUAAUAAACAGACAUUAGUACCCCUUUCUUUUAGUAUCUAAAGAUGUUGUUUCUGAGCCAUACUCUUCUUCAGGUUUAUUUUAUAAAGUGAGGACAUAUGAUAAUGAUACCAAAGGAAAGAUAAUUCUCAUGAAACCAACUUUUGGAUCAUUCCCUUUUUAUACAAUUGCGUAUUUAUAGGGAUACCUGCCUCUUCUCAUGUAUUAAUUGUAUGUCAUUAAAAUAAGUUGGCUAUGUCAGUGUGUAUUAUUCACCUCUUUUGCUAGCAAGUUUUGAGAUGAUAUAUUAACAUAUAUAAAUCAUGAAAAUGAGCAAGUAAAUAGAAUAAUAUUUUAUUAAUGUAUGAUAUGUAAUGCUUAUUGUCUAAAUCAAGUUUCCUAUUUUUGGUUUAUUUAUUUUAAAAGAAAAAUAAAAUGUGUUGUUUAUUUGGGCAUUUCUGUUUAUAGCUCAUUACAAACUAGAGUGAUGAAAAUAUGUAUUUACUAAAGCUAAUUGAAAGAGUCAUGCAACUCAGUUGGGAAUUAACCACCCAAUUCAAUAGUAAAAGCCAUGCUUGGAUGUUUCUUUUGCAUGUUGCCUAGCAUUUUACAGAUAUUUAUUAUUUUUAAAAAAAGGAUAUGUUUUUAAUGAA